Corvus hawaiiensis (hawaiian crow) is the source of this 6110-nucleotide messenger RNA. It is a transcript of the gene GMPR, whose product is annotated as guanosine monophosphate reductase. Gene Ontology annotation, molecular function: GMP reductase activity. The record is from RefSeq and is a predicted model, not a curated record. Gene Ontology annotation, cellular component: GMP reductase complex. The coding region runs from base 347 to 1384 and encodes 345 amino acids. NCBI's taxonomy places the organism in Eukaryota, Metazoa, Chordata, Aves, Passeriformes, Corvidae. The transcript has 9 exons. Gene Ontology annotation, biological process: nucleotide metabolic process.
UGCCGCCGGUGCCUCGCCCCGCACGGGGCGGUUGCGGGCGGGCGACGCGUCCCCGUCUGCCCCCCACCGCACGCUGCCCGGCGGAGAGGCGGGGGUAGCUGCGGCGGGGGAAGGGGCAGGGGCCGGCCCCGGCCGGCCGCUCGGCUAAAAACAGCCCUCGCCUAAUAAAGCGAUGGGGCCCGGUGCCCGCGCCCUAUAAAUACGCUCGGUGCGCGGCUGGCGGGCUUUGGCCGGCGCGGCUCGGCUCGGCUCGGCUCUGCGGGCGGGGCGGUGCAGCCAGCACAGCAGGGCCGCCACUGCCGCCGCCAGGACAGCCCCGGCCCCCGCACCCCGACACCCCAGCGAGAUGCCCCGGGUAGACGCAGACCUCAAACUGGACUUUAAAGAUGUCCUGGUCAGACCUAAAAGGAGCAGCCUCAAAAGCAGAUCAGAGGUCGACCUCACGCGCACCUUCACCUUCCGUAACUCCAAGCAGACAUACACAGGAAUUCCCAUUAUAGUGGCAAACAUGGACACCGUGGGGACGUUUGAAAUGGCUGUGGUUAUGGCAAAACAUGCAAUGUUCACUGCAAUUCACAAGCAUUAUUCUCUGGAAGAAUGGAAACUGUUUGCUGCCAAUCACCCAGAAUGCCUUGAGCAUGUAGCAGCAAGCUCAGGUAGUGGACAAGAUGAUUUGAACAAGUUAACAAGGAUUCUAGAGGCCAUUCCAGCUAUCAAAUUCAUCUGCCUGGAUGUGGCAAACGGCUAUUCAGAGUAUUUUGUGGAGUUUGUGAAGUCUGUCCGUGCCCUGUUCCCACAUCACACCAUUAUGGCAGGCAAUGUGGUGACAGGAGAGAUGGUAGAAGAACUUAUUAUUUCUGGAGCAGAUAUUAUUAAAGUGGGUAUUGGACCAGGUUCUGUGUGUACCACUCGGAUUAAGACAGGGGUGGGCUAUCCCCAGCUAAGUGCUGUUAUUGAGUGUGCAGACUCAGCACAUGGCUUGAAAGGACAUAUCAUCUCUGACGGAGGGUGCAACUGCCCAGGAGAUGUCGCCAAAGCGUUUGGAGCUGGUGCUGACUUUGUCAUGAUUGGAGGAAUGUUUGCAGGCCAUGACCAGAGUGCUGGAGACAUUAUAGAAAAGAAUGGCAAGAAGGUGAAACUAUUCUAUGGAAUGAGCUCUGAUACAGCCAUGAUGAAGCAUGCAGGAGGGGUUGCUGAAUACAGGGCUUCGGAGGGCAAGACUGUGGAGGUACCAUACAAGGGGGAUGUGGAACACACCAUCCUGGACAUCCUCGGGGGGCUGCGCUCCACCUGCACCUACGUGGGAGCUGCCAAACUCAAGGAGCUGAGCAAGAGAACGACGUUCAUCCGGGUCACCCAGCAGCACAAUGAGGUCUUCUCUUAGCCUAGGCCUGGGGGGCUGGAGAGAGGGGUGGGGGAGAAGAGCAGGAAGGGCUGCUCUUUUCCUUUGCUUUCUCCUCCAUGUUGUGUUAGUGGCAAACUUCCCUCUCUCUCUCAGAAUGGCAGUGUUGUAGCCUUUGAAGUGGCUAUGGCUGGGAUUUGGAAGGGGAAGGUCAUGCUAUUAACACAGUGCCAUUGAUUCAAAAUGCAAUAGCCUCAUCUUUUAUUGUUGUGCCUAUUUUAUUUUUUAAUCAACAUUUCUUAACCUGGUUUUUUCCCCCCUCUGAUAAAUAGCUGCUGAAACCUCAGUUAACAAGGAAUUGGCUUGUACAGACAUGGCUGUUAACGCCUGCACACAUUCACACAUUCCCUUUUUUAAGACUGACCUGUCAGCUACCACCACUUUCUGGCAGUGCACCUUUCAGAAAUUGCAGGCUGGAAGAGAAAAAGAUGCAAGAAAUUACAUGGAGAAAUAAAAAAGCAAAUUCUCUUAGUCUUUUUUUCUGGCCAAAGAAUGGAUGUUACGGCACAGCUGCCAGCCUGCAAAAUGUCAGAGGUGGAUGGUAGAUGAGGCCUGGCUGCUGGUGACAUGUGAUGCUAAGAAUGCCAGAUCUCUGUCACUCUCAGUUCACAGGGCUGUUAUUGCUGUUCUUACUUAAAUCUCCCUAUUCAAUGGACUUGCCCCUUCAGAGAAGCUGGCACUGAAUGUAGCAAAACCGUGCUGGCCCCUCUGCCCCCAUCUGAGGAGAUCAUUCAGGUGAACACUUUUCAGAGCUUGCCUGCUUUAUCAUGAGUGCAGUUAUUGAAUUACCAGGGUUCCUGCUUUUACCUGGUCUCUGGGAACAGGUUUUUAAGACAUUGAAGUUGUAACCCUGACAAGGGGGGGACGGUUCUUGCAGUCCUCCCUGUUCCCUUGCCUGCUCACAUCCAUUUAGCAAAGACAUAAAAACGCUGUGCAGUGCAUUGUCUGUGGCCAGGUGGAGGAGGCCAGACGGAUCAAAUUACCUUCUGGUUAUGUGGUACCACUCCUUUGCAGUCCUUGACACCAUGCAAAGCAAGAGAGAGCUUUUGGCAGAACAGCCUGAUUGAUUGCAAGACACUGUCAGGCUGAGAUGAAGUUAAAACAUUUGCUCUAACGGCAAUAAUGGAGACUCUGGGUAACACUUCAAUAAAGUGUAAUGGCCUGCUAAUUAAUUGAUAAAUCACAAUGAAAAUUUCUUUGGAAAUACAGGUUGCAUCCACAUGAAUACCACAGUAGCUCAAUAUGAUAAAUGAUGUAAAAGUGAGCACCAAUGAAUUAAUAAUGCUUGGCCACUUACUUUAAACUGCUGCUGAGAUCAUAAUGUGGCUGAUGUUACUUCAGUACUUCAGAGUCUUAUUUUCCCCUCCUGUAGACAUCUGUGGAAAGAGGCAGGCUUCCUUUGAAAAGCAAAAAAGUGAUCUGUAGGAAAAGGAAUAGCAAAGAGAAACUCUAGAAUUAAACUCAUACGCUGGACUGCUCAAAAAGCCAUGCACAAGGAUUGGUUCAAUUGUCCAUGCUGAGAAGCAAAUCCAGGCCACAAGCUGAUCCCUGGUGAUUUUGAAGUGUGUUGUGCACAUUAGAAAAAGCACAGGAUAUCUUCUAAAUUGCCUGGUAUUUUAAAUGUCUUCCAUUUAACAUGCAGGGCAUACUUCUUAAUUGUGGGAUGACUCCUUCCUCUGCUUUGGAAGUGGAUAAGGGCUUGAUGUGAGCACAGGUUAUGCUUGUGCUGGCUGCAAGGACCAUUUGUCCUGCCCACUUAUCAUAAAGAAACGUGAAUGCAGAUGAGAAGCAGGCCCUGUGAAUCCAGGUGCUGAUCUGUGUUCCCUCCAGCCUGGAAGCAUCAUGUUAAGAAAAUGCCAGGCUUCUUCGCCACAAAAAGGCAGCGUAGGCCACCUACUGCUCUCAGCUGCACUGGGCCCAGAGCAUGGGCAGUGUGACCUCUCUGCCUCAGUAAGGCUGUGGGACAGCCCUGCUCCUCUGUGUCAUGGGAGGGGGAGGGGGUACAGAAGCAAACAGACACUUCUGACAGGAGUGGGGUGAGACUGCCCUGGCCCAGGCCUGACCACAGGUGUGUCUCCACACUGGUGCCUUCACACGUGGGAAGUGCAGCACUCUGCUGGUCUCAUGCCCACUCUUGCUAGCGCUUUUCUACUUUUUUUAGCUACAUUUCUAAGUGGAAUUUAAGAAAUACAUAUGCAUAUAAAAAUAUAUAUAUUUGUAAACAUUUUUUUUAAAAGAUCACACGCACACCAAACCGAGCAGCUCCAUGAUGUCCUCGGAACAGUUUCUUUUCCAAAGGGCAGGUGCUGGGGGCAAGGGGAGGCAGCCUCUCCACAACUGUGAAAAAUGGGGCCAUUCUUAUACCUGCUUUCCUUCCCUUCCCCUCCUGCACAUACCUCUGAUCAGUCACUAAUACAAGAGGGACAGGCUAAUCUUAAGUUGUCCCCCAAAUUCUUCAGGCUGUGAAUGAUAUUGAUCCCAUGAAUAGUGACUGAUAAAGUUUUGAUGUCAGGUAUUUGGUUUUCUGCAUAGCAGGUCUUCCCAUUGUUUUGAUAAGAAGCAUGAUUUCUUUCAUUUUCUCCUCUCCGAAAGUGAGCAGGAGAGAAAAAUGAGACACAUGAAGGCUGACCUGGCAUGUCUGCAUCUCGCCCAGUUAUAUGUGAAUUUUGUUCAGGAAAACCCUCAGUUAUGUCAGUGCUCACCAUUGACACUGUACAUGUGCAGCUCUGAGACAGGCUGGAAAUUUUACAAAAAAAAGCAAACGCUUGAGUCCCCAUUUAACACCUAUUCCUGUGCUGCAGUAGUUGCCCUUAUCUUCACUUAGCUCCAGGUCCUGUACCCUGCUCAAGCCUGCUGCCACUCCCACAAGGAACUGAGGCAGAGGGAGCUGGGAACACACUUUGUCUGGCAGGAUGGUCCAAGUCAAGACCACAACCACUGACAAAUGCCAUGUACCAUUUGUGGAUCUACCUCACCUGCACAUCUAACUGGGUUUUUUGUUAUUUGGUGUUCUUCUGUGGGAAAUGAAAUUUGUAAGUGCUUAAUAAUGCUUGAUGUUGAGUUAUUCUGCAUAACCAGGUCUUCUCUACCCCUACACCCCAACCCCAUCCUGUCCAGAGGAAUGCUGUGCAUGUCACAGCCUGUGCUGUAGGCCAGGGCCAUGCCUGCUUCCCCCAGACAGGCAAUUGUUGAGCUCCCAAGGGCAAUGUUGAGGUUCAGCCCACGGGCUCCACAGGGGUGCAGUUUAACACACCAAAGACCUACAAGUGGGGAUGCUGAAAAGGGCAGCGUUACAUCAUUAAGCAAUCCCUGCUGAGCGUGUCUGCCUGUGGCUUCUUGAAACUUAAGGACACCUCUAACAUCCCUGGCACUCCCAGUCCUGCUCUGGGGUUGCCUUGCUGCAGCACGUUUUGCAGGGUGGGCUCCUGCCUGCACAGCCUGGCUUGCUGGAACUCUCCUUGGGAGGGAAGGGCUUGGCACAGGAGCAGCCUUACUUGCUCCCCGGUGACUGUGGUGGCUUCGAGGAGUGCAUGUGGACACCUCUUGUAGGUGUGAGCAGUUGUUAAAGGGCUGGGCCUCGAGCCAGCAUCGUGACAGAUGCAAAACAAGCCACACAGGUCUCCUUUCUCUGGAAGAAACACAUUCCAUCUGCUCAUUGGAACAGCCAGUCCCCAUCGGCCAUGGGGCAGGGGCUUUGGCUGUGCUUCCAUGCAGCUUUCCUCUCUCUUAGGGCAUAGUGGGGAUGAAUGUAGGAUGGGGACACCCUGUAAAUGUGGAGAGUUGUAAGCAGGGUCAGAAGAAGCCUCUGUUUGCCUUUGGAGGAGCUUUUCCCAUACAAAAUACGCCUGUCUCUUCCUUUCAGCUAGUCAAUAGCAGGGGUAGAAAGGAUGGGAAUAAGGAAGAAAUGCGGCAGCUGUUGGCCAAGCCCCACUGUGUUGGGACAGCUGCUUUCAGUCAAGGACAAGAUGAGAGUUUAAAGCUUUUCUGAACCAAGCACUCCCUACUUUGUACCUAUUGAACUCCACUCUCGUAACAGACUUGUUGCUACAGCUUUCUGCCAGUGUAUGUACAGUGUCUAUCCAUCACCAUCUCACAUCCCCCACUAAGGGAUGGUGCUGUUUAGUUGCUAAUACCAGUUUUAUACCAAAAAUUCUUUUUUGGAGCCAGGAGGGCUUUUGCAACCAGUGCCUUGUGUAGAAGAGAGGGGGGAAAAAAAAGCCAAGGCCCAAGAACAGCAGUUUGCCUUCUGCAGCAGCCAGGCCAGCACGUGGGAGUGGGCCAGCCCUUCCCUGCAGGCUGGGAGCUGCCAGGGGUGGUGGGGUUGAAGCAUGUCUUGAGUGGAUGCUGGCACAGCUCUGCACCCCUGACACAGGACAGACCACCCCCUGCAGCCUUCACUUCAUUUGUGGUCACCCAGAUGCUUAAGCAAGCCCUCCACAACAUUUAUUUGACCCAAUGUUUACUGGCUGAAGUUUUCAUACAUAAAUCAUCAGUUCAGAACUCCCUGGCAUUGCCUGCGAUAACUGUGAAGCGCUUCUGUGCAAUUGGCCAAAAAGCUUUUGGUGUUUCGCUGCCCUGCUUGGCCUUGCUGAGAUGGUGAUGAGAGCACUGCCUCCCUUCCCUCUGCUGUGGCAUCCGCAUGCGUGCGGCCCAAUCAUCCCAACUGCUCCAAGGUUUUUGUUACACAAUAAAGAGCUUCACUCUGACA